UAAACAAGCUGUUGUCGGCCAUCCCUAAGUUUAGGUGGUUGAAUUAUUUGCAAUUUUCAUCCAAUCGCGCCAAACGCUGCGCAUUCCGCGACUUUCGAGAAACUGACACGAAGCCAAGCUCAAAAUUCCUUGUUAAACUGUUGAGAUGAGCGAGUUGAAUGCCAAAGAUGGUGCCCACGAGGUCGACGAGGCCAAUCCACUGGAGCAGUCGACCAUUACGAUGCUGGAUGUCCUGGAACAGGAAAAGGAGCUGGAGGACGAAUACGCCGCAGUGCUGGGCGCCUCCGAUGAGAAGUCCUGCACUUACGCCAAGGGCGCCAUCGGUCGGCAGGCCCUGUACUCCUGCCUCACCUGCUGCCCCGAGGCUCGCGAGGAUCUGGACAAGGCGGCAGGAGUCUGCUUGGCCUGCUCCUACCGCUGUCACGAGCACCACGAACUGGUGGAGCUCUAUACCAAGCGGAAUUUCCGCUGCGACUGUCCCACCCAGCGGCUGGGCAAGUGCUCCCUGAACCCACAAGUCGAGGGCAUUCAACCGCGCAACGUGGGCAAUCUGUAUAACCAGAACUUCCAGGGGUUGUACUGCAAGUGCAGGCGACCCUAUCCCGAUCCCGAUCGCACCGUUGAGGAGGUAAUGCUGCAGUGCGCCAUCUGCGAGGACUGGUUCCACUUGCCGCACAUGAAAGCGCCCGGUGCCAGCGAGAAGUGGCUGGAUGUCUGCAGCGAAAUGAUCUGCGAUGGCUGCAUGGAUGCCAAGCCCUUCCUAAAGGACUACGCUGGACUAGCGCUGCAGCCUGUGGUAGAUGAUGUAAAGGAGGCCAAGCCGGAGGCUGAGGAUCACCAGCUGAAGAACGAGUUGGAUCGCAGCAUCUGCGAUAUCAUGAAAGUCCCUGAAGGCGAAUCUCAGCCAGAAGAGGGCGAACCCAGCCAGAAGCGCGCCAAACUGGAGGAUUGUCGCAGGCCCAAACCAGCCAAGCAGCACCAGGGAGCCGCUUUCUGGACUAAUGACUGGCGAAAAUCGCUCUGCCAGUGCUCUGAAUGCCUGUCGCUGUACAAGGAACUCGCCGUGGAGUUUCUGCUGGACGCCGAGGACUCGGCGAAGACGUACGAGGAGCGCGGCAUGAAGCGGGCGGAAGAGAAUUCCAGCUAUGAACAAGGAAUCCGGGCACUGGCCUCCAUUGACCGGACACAGCAAAUCGAUGCGAUUACCGAGUACAACCGCAUGAAGGACAAGCUAAAGGAAUACCUGCAGGCAUUCGCCGCUAGCAAGAAGGUAGUGACCGAGGAGGACAUCAAUCGUUUCUUUGCCGGCAUGCGCAAUGAGAAUAAUGCCAACCUGGGUCAGCCCUAUUUCUGCCGCUAAACAGUUACCACUCUAAAUUAUUAUAGUAUUACCCACAUUCCCCCAUGGAAGAGAAACAUACAUACAUACAUCAUGUAAAUUCCUAAGUUAUUUUUUAUUGAAACAAUUUACUUUAUAUUCAACUUACUUGUGUCAACAACAAAAAGUCGUAACAAGGCAUAGGGCAAUGAGAUUCGCAUUUCCCUCUAUCUGCUAUCUAUCCAAACAAAUUUAUGUACAUCGCGGUGAAGUAGAAUUAUAUAAGACAGGCUUUCUGUUGAAGUUCAUCUUGGAUUGAGACCUUUUUACAUAGCUCUAAUUGGUUAAUUUCCGGUAUAUUUUAUGAAUAUAUGUACACUAGUAUUUAGCAAA
This is a messenger RNA of Drosophila erecta, 1711 nucleotides long. Its product is annotated as putative E3 ubiquitin-protein ligase UBR7. Gene Ontology annotation, cellular component: cytoplasm. The record is from RefSeq and is a predicted model, not a curated record. NCBI's taxonomy places the organism in Eukaryota, Metazoa, Arthropoda, Insecta, Diptera, Drosophilidae. The transcript is spliced from 2 exons. Gene Ontology annotation, molecular function: zinc ion binding; ubiquitin protein ligase activity. The coding region runs from base 146 to 1360 and encodes 404 amino acids.